AUUUCGUCAUUAGCAGGAAAAGAGGCGGAUGUUGGCGGAUUAUUUCAAAGUAUCGGCGCUAAUGUUACUUUUACUGUAAUUCUAGUAUCAACUUUACUUGGUCAAAUAUCAGAUCAACAUAGGCAGUCAAACAAUGUUAACUAGUUUAGCUAUUAGCGCCAAGAUACAUUAAAUUACUGAUAGCAUAAUGCUAACUAGGAAUUACCAACGGAUGCUGUUUCCAUGGUGAUAAAACGUUACGUUUAACGACAGUUUACUGACUAGCUGUUCAUGCUAGCUUCGAGGAGGUAACGGUAAAUUACCGUUAUUAGAUGGUUUUUUUUGAUAGUUAACUAUAUCAACAGCUUGAUUACUAAUGUAAACAGAUAUGUCAUUGAGGUUUCAGCCCUCCAAACCUCACAGUAUUCGGCUUUCCAGGAGAAAUGGCACUUCAGUUUGAAAUUCAAACAAAACGAGCACAAGCAGCGACAGAGAGCCAUGAUGCCUCUCUUCCACGGAGGUUUAAUAGUCUGACCCUGGAUGAACUGAGUGAGGAGCUUGAAAGGCGCACCAAGGAAACCCAGAGGCUUCAAGAAGAGGUGGAAAACGCAACAAAAAUAACCUUGGAGAGGUUUGGCUGCACACAUGGCACCCACAGCUCCCCUGAACAAAGCUGCCACAACCACAGCUUUAAUGACUAUGACUCACCUGGGGAAUCCACUAUCCUUUCAGCCCACCAGCAGGCAAUGACUCAGCCACUGAUCUGUGAUCUGGAUAGUUCAAACCAAGGAGACAUCAGCUUUCCUGGAGAAGAAGUGUUAGAACAUACAAUAGAUGACUGUCUUCAACAGCUGUCUGACUUGCAGCUUAACAAGACACAUGAUCAACCUGAACAAGAGAGUUUUGACACAGCCAUCGGCAACCUGCAGACUAAGUUGCAUGAAGUCCAGAAGGCGAAGGACAACCUGUCUGACCUCAGAUUGAAGGAUUCGAGGACGCACGUUGAUCAGAUGGAAAAGAUGCUGUUCAUGUUGGAGGAGCUCCAAAGCAUCAAAAGGGCUGAGCACCAAAAGCAGGAAACGGACGAUGAGUCGUUGGCACUUAUCAAGAAAAUAGAGACAUUGGAACAAAAUAUAAAGGAAAUGUACUCCCUGCUGUCUCAUGAGGCACAAUGUGGAGACAACGCCAUAACUAGUCAAAAUAUCACAACUUCAAGACAGCAGUCACCAGCUGUUGAGUUACCUGAGGAUUUUAAUACUGAGACAGAUGAGCUACAGGAAGGAUUUUUUUUGUCAUUAAAACAUCUGGGGAGUGAGGAAAGCAGUGGAGAAAAUAAGCAAAAAGAAAGGCAUCUGGGGAGUGAGGAAAGCAGUGGAGAAAAUAAGCAAAAAGAAAGGAUGGAAGACCUGAUUGCAAGUCUUGGCCAGGAGAUGGCGCUGUUGACUGACAAACUGAGCUCAUCAAAAAGCAAUAGUGUCAGCUUAAGUGUCAAGUUGGAGAUGUUAAAAAAACUUGCAGAGAGACAGGCAUCACUGCACCAGUGUCAGGUCAGUGAACUUGAAUCAACCCUCUGCAGCCGUACAGACAAGGUUUGCUGUCUGGAGCAACAGCUCACUCAGGCUCAAUCCCAGCUGGUGGAAGCCGAGAGAGAGAAAGAGCGAGCUUUACAACACGCAGAGGUGCUUCAGUCCCAGCUUGGCCAACUUGAGAGGUGCAGUGAGCAGCAGCGCUUUGAGCUCCAAGAUGAGGCAAAGGUCCUGAGAGGACAGCUGGAGGUGGCCAGGGAGGAGACAACCUGCCUGCAGGCGCUGCUGGAGCAAAGGGCCCAGGAGGGGAGGAGAUCCCAGGAACUCCUGGAGGAGAAAAAUGAAGAACUCCAGCUGAGGCAGCAAGAAGUUCAGCACCAUCUUGCCAGGUUGGAAGAGGCCCAGAGCCGAUGCCAGACCUUGCAUGCAGAAGGAGAAACACUGAGGCGGAAGCUGGAUGUCCAAGAGAAGGUGAUAGAGAGCAGCGUCCAGAUGAGAGUGCAGCAAAGCCAAGCUAUCGAUGACCUUCACCAGGAGAACAGCCUCUUCAGCAACCAGCUAAACCAGCACAAGCUGGAGAGCAAGCAGCUACGGGCUGAGUUAGACCGGCACAAGUCAGAGCUGGCUGCUAUAGAGCAGGAGAAGCAGCAGCUACAGGCCUCUGUGGCUGAUCAAAGUCAGCGUCUCCUUGAAGGAACUCUGGAGAAAAAGCAGCUCACCAUCCAGCUGGAGGUCCAGUGCAUGCAGUUACUCAGCCACACAAAGGAGCACAAGGAGCUGCAACAGCUCCACAGCUGCAUGAAGGAGGAGCACGAGGGCGCGGUGCUGAAGCUUCAGAGUCAGCUGAGGAACGCCCAUGACGAGCUGGACCAGGUCGGGAGCACAUUGAGGGCCCUGGAAGGAGCUGACGGACACGGUCUCCAAGUGGCCAUGAACAUGCAGAAGGAGAUCACUGCCAGGAGAGAGCAGGUCGACUCACUGCAGGUUAAAAUCCAACAUUUAGAGGAAACUACGGACAAACUGUACCAGGAGAAGCGCUACCAGAGCCUGGAGAACCAGCGCCAGCUCCAGGAGCUCACCCUCGUCAGGGAGGAGAAGAGACAACUUGCCAAUGAGCUGGACGCCCUUCGCUCCAAAGAUCAACAGUUGAGGGAGAGGAUCAGCCAUCUGGAGUCAAUCCUUCAUAAGAUGUCAGAGAGCUUUGCAGACUGCCAAGAUUUCAUCCAGCUGCAGGAGCAGGACUUUUUCCGUCUGAAACUCCAGCAUGCCCUGGAUUUGAAGGAGCUCCAAGGUCAAAAUUUGCGCACAGCUCUGAAUGUACCUCCAUCUGACCUGAACUCCCCGUCCCAGUCUGCACUCCCUGCUCCACCUUCUUCCCAGCACGGCUCCAACACCCAGAUCACGCAGGAGAGCCCCGCCCGGGAGCUCAGGUCUCUUGUCAGAGAGCUGCGAGGAGUGAUUUCGGAGAACCGCAGACCACACACAGAUAACAGGAGGAGGUCUGCCCCGGAGAGGGUGCACAGAACCACAUUCAGCACUGACAAGGCAGAGGAAGUAAAAGCCGACUCCAGAUCGAGAAGAAAAACCUGCGGCAGCGAGCCAAAUUUCCCGAAGGCAGCUGAGCUCAACAGGACACUAAUCAACAACAAAUCCUUCAGCCAGAGCCGUGUUAUUUCGAGUCCAGUGCCUGCAGCGAGGUACACUUCCUCCCCACAGCUGCUCUCACUGGGCCGCAGGUCACCCGUCCAUUCUCUCCUGACCUCUGACCCAAACAGCUGACAGUGACACAACACAGCAGACUUAUAGAAAACUCCUUUUUUUCCCCAAAAGACCCAGCCAGAUGAAGUUGUCAAAAAAAAAAAUGUGGACGUUUUUUGUAAUUUAUUGUGUAAAUAAAGUUUUUAAAAUCUGAA
Molecule: messenger RNA, 3418 nt
Organism: Centropristis striata (black sea bass)
Lineage: Eukaryota; Metazoa; Chordata; Actinopteri; Perciformes; Serranidae
Product: coiled-coil domain-containing protein 158-like
Exons: 24
Coding region: 423-3284 (953 amino acids)
Source: RefSeq, a predicted model, not a curated record